CCGGGCUGGUCAUAGCAUGCACUUCCUGCCUGAGCAGCUCACUCCAGGAAGAAGAAAUAAUGGCGACGCUUAAGGGGUCCGAAAGCCACUGUACGAGAGGAAAACAAAGACAAUGCAAAUAUAAUAUCGUGUUCAAAUUCACGGAUAGCAAAAUCACAGGCCGGACGUUCAGUCGCGGGACACAGCUCCCAGGAGGCCUCCUUCAAGAGAGAGACAAACGAGCCAAGUGGCAAGGCAUCCCGACUUUGCUGCAGAAUCUCUACGAGAGCAGUCAUCCCAACAGUGACCUCUCCGAUGCCCAUGACCUGCUUAAGACGUUGUUGUCUCAGCUCUCUAUGGAGGCCAUGUCUUUUGUCACAGAAGACAGAAAGACGAUUCAGGAAUCCACCUUUCCCAACACGCACACUUUUGACCUCUUUGGUGGAGUCGACCUGCUUGUUGAGAUCUUAAUGAGACCCACACUUACUAUGCAGAAGAAAAAGCCCAAAAUGAAUGAUGAUUUGGUGAAGGAAUGUCUUAGUGUUCUCUACAAUUGUUGUAUCUGUGCGGAUGGAGUGACCAAGAGCUUGGCAGCUCGGGAUGACUUUGUUCUCUUCCUUUUCACCCUGAUGACAAACAAGGAGACUUUUCUCCAGACUGCAACUCUGAUGGAAGACAUUCUUGGAGUUAAAAAGGAGAUGAUCCAUUUAGACAGCAUCCCCAACCUGUCAGGCCUAGUUCAGAGCUUUGACCAGCAACAGCUGGCCAACUUCUGCCGAAUCCUGUCUGUCACCAUCUCAGAACCCGAUUUGGGAAACGACGACAAGCACACCCUGUUGGCGAAAAAUGCCCAGCAAAAACGCAAUUCAAGCCCGUCCCGUGCGGAGGUCAAUCAGGUCACCUUGCUGAACAUCCCCGAGUUUAUUGAGCGGCUGUGUAAGCUAGCUACAAGGAAGGUGUCGGAGGCCACAGGAGGAAACUUUCUGCAGGAGCUGGAGGAAUGGUACACGUGGUUAGACAACGCUCUAGUGCUGGACUCCCUCAUGCAGAUGGCGACAGAGGAGGCGGAACAAAGCAGCACAGAGUCAUCAGACGAAAGCUCCCUAGCCACCAGCCCGCUUAGACAUCGGCUCCCCCCGUCUAUGAAGAUCGUGCAUGAGAUUAUGUACAAAGUGGAGGUGCUUUAUGUGCUGUGUGUGCUUCUCAUGGGCCGACAGAGGAACCAGGUGCAUAAGAUGCUGGCCGAGUUCCGUCUUAUACCAGGUCUCAAUAACUUGUUUGACAAGCUCAUCUGGAGGAAAUACACCGUCACCAACCACGUCGUACACGGCCAGAACGAAAAUUGCGACUGUAGCCCCGAAAUAUCUUUCAAAAUCCAGUUUUUGCGCCUUCUCCAAAGUUUCAGUGAUCAUCACGAGAACAAGUACCUCCUGUUAAACAGUCAAGAACUUAAUGAACUCAGUGCCAUAUCCAUGAAGGCCAAUAUUCCUGAGGUGGAGGCUCUGGUCAACACAGACAGAAGUCUUGUGUGUGAUGGAAAGAAGGGCCUCCUCACACGCCUCCUCACUGUUAUGAAAAGGGAGCCUCCAGACUCUUCAUUCAGGUUCUGGCAGGCGAGAGCAGUGGAAAGUUUUCUGAGAGGAGCCACCUCUUACGCAGACCAAAUGUUCCUCCUGAAGAGAGGACUACUGGAGCACAUCCUGUUCUGCAUCAUAGACAGUGGCUGCACGUCCAGAGAUGUCUUACAGAGCUAUUUUGACCUGCUCGGUGAGCUCAUGAAGUUCAACAUUGACGCCUUCAAAAGGUUCAACAAAUACGUCAACACACCUGAGAAGUUCCAGACCUUUCUGACACAGAUCAACAGUUCUUUGGUGGACUCCAACAUGUUGGUGCGCUGCAUCGUGCUGUCCUUGGACCGAUUUCAGAGCCAAACUGAAGACGUUAAAGUGGUGGAGGUCCUGUCCGAGUGCUGCUUGCUGUCCUACAUGGCCAAAGUAGAGAACAGACUCUCCUUCCUUUUCCGCCUGGUCAACAUCAUCAACGUGCAGACGCUCACACAGGAGAACGUAAGCUGUUUGAACACCAGUUUGGUCAUCCUUAUGCUGGCCCGCAGAAAGGCCAAACUUCCCUUCUACCUUAGCGCCUUGCGGGAGAAGGAGCACGCCGAGAAGUACCCCGGCUGUCUGCUCAACAACUUCCGCAACCUCCUGCGCUUCUGGCAGUGUCACUACCUCAACAAGGACAAAGACAGCACCUGUCUGGAGAAUAGCUCCUGCAUCCCCUUCAGCUACUGGAAGGAGACGGUGUCGGUGCUUCUUGGCUCUGACAGGACUUCUCUGUGUGCGAUAGCCAGCUACAUCGACGAGCCCUUUAUGGAUCUGGACAGAGACCUGCUGGAAGAUUGACCAGCGGCGUGCGGACCGUGUGCGACGCCGCUGCGGACUCCACUGAGCCGCGCCAUCGUGGCACCUCGGAGCUCACAUGUCUGCCGUGCGCUUCUUCACACAGAGGCCGGCGCCCGGCCUCCAUUUUGUCUCUUAAGUGGUCUGCAAAGGACGCACAUGCCCCUCACUAACGUGACAAUGUAUGGACCUUCUGGGAAUGACGCCUGCGUUGGUUGUUUGCUUUAGUUGGAAUCAAAAUAGAGCUUUUUUUAUAUUAAUCUUUACAAAAUUCUAUAGUGGGGAAAAAGUUCUAUUCAGCAAAAUCAACCCGGCCUCUGCUCCCUCAGCACGCCUCCACGGCCUCACCAAGGAAAUAGACUCUUCUCAGCGAUCCUCAUUUCCUGUUUCUCCAACUAAUAAUCGGUGCUUUCUGGCUCAGAACAAUUGUUUGCUUGUUAUGUGCACACGUCCACACCUCAUCUAACAUCCUUCAUCCUGGGUACUUUUUCAUCCAUCUGUUGAAAACUGGCUUUUAGCUGUAGAAUAAAACAUUGCACACA
Molecule: messenger RNA, 2923 nt
Organism: Nerophis lumbriciformis (worm pipefish)
Lineage: Eukaryota; Metazoa; Chordata; Actinopteri; Syngnathiformes; Syngnathidae
Gene: trpc4apa
Product: transient receptor potential cation channel, subfamily C, member 4 associated protein a
Biological process (GO): ubiquitin-dependent protein catabolic process
Cellular component (GO): Cul4A-RING E3 ubiquitin ligase complex
Molecular function (GO): phosphatase binding
Source: RefSeq, a predicted model, not a curated record